AUGGUUGAGAUAUUUGAUCCUAGCAAGGGCAGAUUCAUUGUACAAGACUUGGUUGGCGAAGUGUCUCUCGGUGCCGUGGAUGUUGAGUGCAUCUUGGCCUUGGAGAACCACGGACUGUCGGCAGAAGGUAUUCUCGGUGAGGAAGGUGAGGAUGUUAAAGAUCGAGUGCCGCCUCAGUUCCUAAGCAAGACCACAGGUAACAUAGUCAUCAAUGAUCUGAUUGUGGACAUCACAAAAAAUAAAUCUGCCGACGACGAUUUCCUUCGGAGAGUUGUCCUCGUGUUGCUUGGAACAGUUCUUGCUCCCAUGUCGAGCAAGACUUACAUGUACUGGGAGAAGGUUCAGCCUCUGGAAGGUGAAUGCGCAUUCAAUCCUAGCUUGUCCAUGGAACCUCUAAUGAGGAAUUGGACUGAAGCUGCAGCCUCAAGGAGAGACAAGUUUGAUUAUGACCAAGGCCGUGGCCGUGGUAACAUCAAGAUUGAAGACAACAUAACCAAGGAGUAUAGGGCGCAGGAGCGCAAAGUACCCGAACCAGAAAAGCCAAAAAUGAAGCCCGCCGUUGGUGCGGCAAAGAAGUCCAAGUUAGCCUCAAACGCGGACGAGAUGAUGAACCUCAUCAUGAAGCGGUGUAUGGAUUACAUACGCAGCGAAAUGAAGGAAAUACCAGAACAAAGAUUGUUAGAGAAGUUGAACCAAAAUGGUGUGAUGUACAAGCCAGCGGCUGCUGCGGCUUCCGGCAACAACGAUGCCGACCUAGAAGUGGAUUCCUUUGAGAAUGAGCCGGUGAUUGAUUUGACACAGCCUGACGAGCCUGUUGUAAACCAGAACAACGAUGAUGAGGAAAAAACACCUGCCAAGUUAAAUGUUGACAAGACAACGAAGCCUACUGAUGAGUGCGGCGCAACACCGGAGAACCCUUGGAUUGUAGGUAAUUCUCCUCGAGCAGAAUCGUCCGACAUUGACAUUUCUGCAAGUUCUAUCGACAGGAUGGUGGGUAAGAGCAAGGGGAAAAAGUCUGCAGCAACCGCAAAAGAAGACGAUUUUAUAUCCGGGAAGCGCCGACGGACUGUUCCCAAGAAAUUUGAAUCCCCCUUUAAACUUGACAAGCCCGGCAAGCGAAGCGCUCGCGCUCUGUUUAGUGACAAUGACAUGAAAGGCUCUGUUAAGGACGAUUUGACACCAGAACUCAUCGAUGCUGCUGUUGCGUUUGUGGAGGCAGCUGCUCGGUCUGAGAAGAAUAUGACAAAAAGAGUUUACUACCAUGAACGUGGCACCUCUGUGACUGUGGAGAGAAUACGACUGGUUAUCGAUGCUUAUCAGACACAUUUGGCUCUGCGCGUUGGUCAUGAUCGGCACCUCUGUCCAGCCUGGAGGUCCAAAUACCUUGUUGAUCGUGCUAAGGCACGAGACAACCCUAAACCGUCGAAAUACAACAUGGAUACUGCGCUGAGCAGAGCUGGAGCAGUACGUAGGGUUCUGGACGAGUAUACCGUCCGUGAUAAGUCAUUUAUCCCGUUGAACGUCGGCAAUACACACUGGAUCACCAUGGUGAUGCACAACCGCAAGAAAGAAUUCCGAGUUUUUGAUUCGCUCUAUCCUCUCGAGUUCUCUCUCGACACUGUGAAAGCACUGCGACUAGCAAUAGCAAUUGAUAUGGAAGAGGCAAACCGUAUUACACCUGGCAAAUAUCCAGACGUCACUAAGUGGCCUAUCAUACCUCAGAUCGACAUGCCACCACAAGAGGACGGGAACUCUUGUGGCCUUUUUAUGAUUGAAGUUAUGGAGCAUUGGGACGGGGAUCGAUGGACCGCCGAUUUUACCCAGGGCACGGUUAAUGCAAGGAGAAGGCGUCUCAUCGCCGAGUUGGUUCUCUCACCUACCAACACGCUCGAAUGUGUGAAGAACAAAAUCCGCGACAUCGCAAAGAAAAGCAAGGCGUGA
Messenger RNA from Aegilops tauschii subsp. strangulata, 1941 nucleotides. Lineage: Eukaryota; Viridiplantae; Streptophyta; Magnoliopsida; Poales; Poaceae. The record is from RefSeq and is a predicted model, not a curated record.